GCACCAAUCAACAUGUGUUUCUUUAUUAAUCAGAUUUUUAUUUAGUAUUGUGUUUUCUUUCGAAUACAAGGCUGUUAUGAUUUAUGUUGUUUUGGUGUUUAUUUUGGGUUUAUAUACCUUUAUAAUCGGAGAAAAUUGUCAUAAAACACAAUGUUCAAAUGUAAUUGACUAUGUUUGCGGCUCAGCCGAGUUCCGGAAUGGUAUCCGAAUUAUAGGAACGUUUCAUAAUAUUUGUCACUUGAACAGAAUGAAGUGUCGAUUGAAGUAUAUUUUAGACAUUGAACAAGUUCAUCACACAUUUUGUAAUUUAAAAAGGACUACACGAACAAGCGGUCGUAGAGUAUAUGAUUUUAGUAUAGUAGGCGCCCACCAAGCUUGCAAUCACACUUGCCCAACGUAUUGCAUAGACACCUACGAGCCUGCGUGUGCGCAAAUUUGGAAGUCAAACAUGAAAUCGUAUAACUACCGGCCAAUGAUCAAUCAUUGUCAUAUUGACUUAUUUUCCUGUGCUCUUGGAGUUAAUGUUACUAUACAGCCAUUAGGAAAAUGCUACAAAAAUCCAUCCGGGCUUCUCUUUAUGUCACAGAUUGCAGCUCUGAAGUCUUUGAGGUUGAUAGACGAUACUUCUCCAAAUCUUAGGACUGACAAGUUUCCUUCAUCUGUUAUUAAGCGCCGAAGGUUGGAAGAACACGAGGAAUAUUAAUAUUCAUAAAUAUAUCAUACUAGCUAUAGCUUACGGUUCUGCUCGCGUGAAUCAGUGCAUAAAGUAUUAUAUGUGCUAAGAUAGGAUGUAACCCUUACCUUGUAUUAAAUUUCAUUCUAAUCUUCUAAGUACUUUUUACACAAAAUUUCGCAUUUGUAAUAUUAUUAGUUGUAUUAUUUUAAAUACUAUGAUAUUAUUAAAAAUUGUAAAUGAUUAUUAAAUGUAAAAGUAGACUCA
This is a messenger RNA of Galleria mellonella (greater wax moth), 940 nucleotides long. RefSeq lists its product as uncharacterized. The transcript is spliced from 4 exons. The coding region runs from base 77 to 703 and encodes 208 amino acids. The record is from RefSeq and is a predicted model, not a curated record. NCBI's taxonomy places the organism in Eukaryota, Metazoa, Arthropoda, Insecta, Lepidoptera, Pyralidae.